Molecule: messenger RNA, 2441 nt
Organism: Camelina sativa (false flax)
Lineage: Eukaryota; Viridiplantae; Streptophyta; Magnoliopsida; Brassicales; Brassicaceae
Product: coronatine-insensitive protein 1
Biological process (GO): SCF-dependent proteasomal ubiquitin-dependent protein catabolic process
Cellular component (GO): SCF ubiquitin ligase complex
Source: RefSeq, a predicted model, not a curated record
AGAUCGCAUCUCCACCGUCAACUUCAACUGUGUCUCUCAUCUCUCUCAGAUCAUCAUCGUCCCACUUGAUUGUAUUGAUUCCCCCAACUUCAAUUUUUAUAGUAUUAUUAACCGAUCGAUUUUUUCUUUUUUCCUUUUUUUUUGGAUUCGCUUCCACUUCUUUCAUCUUCUUCCUUCCUUCCCUCUCCUCCUAAUCCGCCUCUUCUUCCUACGCGUGUCUCCCUUCUCACUCUCUAUCUCUUCCGAUUCACCGUCCUCUCUUUUCGGAUCUCUCUCUUAGCUUGUGUGUGUGUGCGCUUAUGUGUCUCCGUGGAUCUACCACUGAGGUUUCAAUUCGAAACCAUCUCUUUCUUCUUCUCGAAUAAUAAAUCGAAUCUUUUCGAGGAUUCGUUUUUGUUUCCCGAUCCGAAGAAUGGAGGAUCCUGAUAUCAAGAAGUGUAAAUUGAACUGCGUAGCUACGGUUUCUACGGUUGAUGACGUCAUCGAGCAAGUGAUGACGUACAUAACCGAUCCCAAGGAUCGAGAUGCGGCGUCUCUGGUGUGUCGGAGGUGGUUUAAGAUUGAUUCCGAGACGAGGGAGCAUGUGACCAUGGCGCUAUGCUACACAGCGACUCCUGAUCGUCUCAGCCGUAGGUUCCCGAACUUGAGGUCUCUCAAGCUUAAAGGCAAGCCGAGAGCUGCUAUGUUUAAUCUGAUCCCGGAGAACUGGGGAGGUUACGUUACUCCUUGGGUUACUGAGAUAUCUAACUCGCUUAGGCAGCUUAAGUCAGUGCACUUCCGUCGGAUGAUUGUUAGUGACUUAGAUCUGGAUCGUUUAGCUAGAGCUAGAUCAGAUGAUCUUGAGGCUUUGAAGCUUGAUAAGUGCUCUGGUUUCACUACUGAUGGUCUUUUGAGCAUCGUUACUCACUGCAGGAAAAUAAAAACGUUGUUAAUGGAAGAGAGUUCUUUUAUUGAAAAGGAUGGUAAGUGGCUUCAUGAGCUUGCUCAGAACAACACUUCUCUGGAGGUUUUAAACUUCUACAUGACGGAGUUUGCCAAAAUCAGCCCUAAAGACUUGGAAACCAUAGCUAGAAAUUGCCGCUCUCUGGUUUCUGUGAAGGUCGGUGACUUUGAGAUUUUGGAGCUAGUUGGGUUCUUUAAGGCUGCAGCUAAUCUUGAAGAAUUUUGUGGUGGCUCUUUGAAUGAGGAUAUUGGAAUGCCUGAGAAGUACAUGAAUCUGACUUUCCCUCGAAAACUAUGUCGUCUGGGCCUCUCUUACAUGGGACCUAAUGAAAUGCCAAUACUAUUUCCAUUCGCAGCCCAAAUCCGGAAAUUAGAUUUGCUUUAUGCAUUGCUAGAAACUGAGGAUCAUUGUACGCUGAUCCAAAAGUGUCCAAAUUUGGAAGUUCUCGAGACAAGGAAUGUAAUCGGAGAUAGGGGUCUAGAGGUUCUUGCACAGCACUGUAAGCACUUGAAGCGGCUGAGGAUUGAACGGGGGGCAGAUGAACAAGGAAUGGAGGAUGAAGAAGGCUUAGUCUCACAAAGAGGACUUAUUGCAUUGGCUCAGGGCUGCCAGGAGCUAGAGUACAUGGCGGUGUAUGUCUCAGAUAUAACUAAUGAAUCUCUUGAAAGCAUAGGCACAUAUCUGAAAAACCUCUGUGACUUCCGCCUUGUCUUACUCGACCGGGAAGAAAGGAUUACAGAUUUACCACUGGACAACGGAGUCCGAUCCCUCUUGAUUGGUUGCAAGAAGCUCAGACGGUUUGCAUUCUAUCUGAGACAAGGUGGUUUAACCGACGUGGGCUUGAGUUAUAUCGGACAGUACAGUCCAAAUGUGAGAUGGAUGCUGCUGGGUUACGUAGGUGAAUCAGAUGAGGGUCUAAUGGAAUUCUCAAGAGGUUGUCCAAAUCUACAGAAGCUAGAGAUGAGAGGUUGUUGUUUCAGCGAGCGAGCAAUUGCUGCAGCGGUUAAGAAAUUACCAUCAUUGAGAUACCUUUGGGUACAAGGUUACAGAGCAUCGAUGACGGGACAAGAUCUAAUGCAGAUGGCUAGACCGUACUGGAACAUCGAGCUGAUUCCAUCGAGAAGAGUCCCAGAAGUGAAUCAGCUGGGAGAGAUAAGAGAGAUGGAGCAUCCGGCUCAUAUAUUGGCUUACUACUCUCUAGCUGGUCAGAGAACAGAUUGUCCAACAACUGUUAGAGUUCUGAGAGCGCCAAGUAUGAUAUGACCAAAAACAAAACAGGUUUGUAUAUAAAGAUUUGGUUAUCUCUUUUAGUCUCGCGUUUUUGGUUUUCCACGAACUGUCUACUUCUGGUUCUUGAUUUUUUCUUGUUGUAUCGUCGUCAAUGGUUUUGGGAGAUCACAUAGUCUUGUUUGUAUGGCCAUCACAAUUUUAUUUUUUCCACAGGGGUCUGUGUACUCUUUUCCUUUUUCAAUAAAAAAAAACCCCAAAGAUUUUGAGA